Owenia fusiformis is the source of this 1792-nucleotide messenger RNA. NCBI's taxonomy places the organism in Eukaryota, Metazoa, Annelida, Polychaeta, Sabellida, Oweniidae. The record is from the annotation of a GenBank genome assembly.
GCCAUAGUUGGGAUACAUUUUACGCAGAAGGAUACGAAUAUGAAAGUCAUAUUCAUAGCACUAAUUCAAUGUAUAUCCAUAAUAAAAGGAAUUCAAUGUGGACUUACAAGGCCCUUUCUUGCAAAAACAACAAUUUAUGAAACAAUAUUAAAUGGAAAGAUUCUGCGAAAUGCUGAUAUCACGACGGUGUUUGUUGACGAUGCUCUAGAGUGUCUUAGAGAGUGCAAUAAACUGUAUACGUGUGUCUCAGUGAAUUUUAAUAUAAUAGACACCGGCUCUGGUGGCAAAGAGUGUAUGCUGAAUAAAGAACUCAUUGCGGAGGAAUCGGAACUUCAGGAUGACAUUUCAUACCAGUUUAUACAGAUGUCCAAACAAAAUUUUACAAAUUUUAGAACUCAUUGUUCCAGAGAGGGCGGGACGCAGAUGUGUAUCACAUGUCCAGAGUCUACUUCACUGCGAUAUCCUUAUUACAACUACAUUUAUAACGGCCAUUGUUAUUGGUUUGGUGCCAUUGGCAGAACAAAUGGAACCGAUGCUGCAGUACGUUGUCAAGAAGCAAAUGGCUACCUGGUCUCCAUCAACGACGAGGCAGAACAUACUUUUUUGGCCAGUAUUGCUGUUAAGCGGAUAACAACACACGGAGGGCAAACUUACAUAGGAUUGCCUCAGAAAUCCCCGACUGAAAACAUUCAUGACACUUGGGCUGAUGGAACGCCUGUCGAAUUUUCAAGGUGGCGGACAGGAUAUCCUUCUAGUGUUGAUGAUGCGUGUGCAAUACUGGAAUCAAGUAGUGCAUUAUGGCGAGACUAUGGUUGCGACGUGACAAGACCGUAUAUAUGCGAGACACCAGCUGUUGCCGUAUCAUUGGAUGGUCCCUAUUAUCUCCAGCCUUACAGUGAUGGCUCGAGUUACAUCGGGUUACAGAACACUGAUCAACUUUGGCUCUCCAACCAUCUGAAUAGCUCGCAAGCUUUCUACUUUCAAUCACCCGGAAUCACGUGGCAAAAUGGCACAGUCACGCUAUUCUCGGACGACAACACGGGGAACAUGAUGCGCGUAGUUGGCGGGCCAGGCUAUUUACAGAACUGGGCGGAUCGUUCAAGUAAUGGGAAUUUCGCGGAGGAAACAACGUUCACAUUGUCGGAAGAUGAAUUUUUUCCUGAUUUUGUAACAUUACGUAUUCAUGGGAAGUACAUGGUGGUCUCCAAUGGGCAGCUGGUUUCGCAAGCGUUCCUGGACACGGACGCAUUUAAAAGCAGUGCAAGCUUUAAACUGAUCGCUGCUCCUUGAAGAGAAUCAAAUAUUCCCAAUCAAACAAAAUUAUGUGCAGCCCGAUCGUACAACUUCAUCAUAUUAAAACAUACAUACAUAUAUAUAGGCCUAUGUUUUACGAUUUGAAUAUUAUAAAAUAGCACCCUGAACUAAACAAGACAAAGAUGGCAGACAAACGGAGUGAACAAAAUUAAAAAUUUAAAACAAAUAAUGUGGAUGAAUUCUUCGUAAACACUGAAAACGAACACACCACAAAGAAAAAACAUAUACAGUUGCAAGUUAACAGAUCGGCACAUGGGAUACAUGCUUAGUUACUAAUUCAAACCUAAUCAGGUAUAGAAUACAAAAGUUAUGCACGGCCCGAUGCACGGUCGGUUUUGAUAAGAAAAUAUCCUUUAGUUUGGGAUAUACAAAUCUUCUUUCUCGGUCCCUUUGUGCCCUCGGGAAGAUAUAUUGUGUAUCCCUAAGGAUAUCCAUGUAUCCAAAACCUCCCAGUACAUAAACCCUAUAUAUGAUCCUA